Molecule: messenger RNA, 1376 nt
Organism: Carya illinoinensis
Lineage: Eukaryota; Viridiplantae; Streptophyta; Magnoliopsida; Fagales; Juglandaceae
Product: WAT1-related protein At1g09380-like
Exons: 7
Coding region: 107-1285 (392 amino acids)
Cellular component (GO): plasma membrane
Molecular function (GO): transmembrane transporter activity
Source: RefSeq, a predicted model, not a curated record
UCUCUCUCUCUCUCUCUCUCUCUCUCUCUCUCUAAACCACCAUCUCCAUCUCUCUUUUUAAGAUCGAAUAAGGGUGGUAGGUUUAGAGAAACAGUUGAAGAAAAAAAUGGGUCGUGAUUUGAUGCUUUUCUUAGCCAAUGUUGUGCUGCAAGUGUGUUAUGCAGGGAUGAACAUCACAUCAAUGCUGGCCAUGCAGUCAGGCAUGCACCCACUUAUUCUCGUCGCCUACAGGCAGAUUUUUGCAACCAUGGCAAUCGCUCCCUUCGCUUAUUUCCUCGAGUGGAGGACAAGACCGAGGAUUACAAUGCCUAUUUUGUUCCAAAUAUUUUUGUGUUCCUUAACAGGGGUAAUAGGAAAUCAGGUUCUUUAUUUGCUAGGGUUAAAAGAAUCGACCCCAACGAUUGGAUGCGCAUUAACUAAUACACUUCCAGCAUUCACUUUCAUCCUUGCUGUCGUGUUCAGGCAAGAAUAUGUGGGAAUCAAGACCAGGCCAGGGCAAGCAAAGGUACUUGGUACAAUUUUAUGCGUGGGAGGAGCUCUUUUUUUGUCAUUCUACCAUGGAAACGCCAUAGAUAUAGGAGAAUCCAGCAUUCACUGGAGGUAUGGAGAGAAUAUGGAAAAGAAAAGUUCUUCAACUUCCAUUGGCCAAGGAAACUUCAUCUUGGGCCCUUUCCUCCUAAUUUCUAGCUCUCUCUCUUGGGCAAUGUGGUUCAUAGUUCAAGCAAGAAUGGGCGAGAGGUUUCCAGCUCCGUACACAACAACCACAUUAAUGUGUUUCAUGGCCAGCAUCGAGUGUGGGAUCAUUGCCUUAAUUUCCAAACGCAACGUUUCUGCAUGGUCAUUGAGCGAUCCGAUGAGGAUUAUUGCAUCUCUCUACGCAGGAGUUGUGUGUUCUGCACUAGGAUUUGCCGUAACUUCCUGGGCUAUCCAGAUGAAAGGUCCUCUCUACGGCUCGGUUUUCAACCCUUUGUCGCUUGUCAUCGUCGCCAUUUCUAGCUGGGCCUUCCUUCGUGAGAAAUUACAUGUUGGAACUGCUAUAGGGUCUUGUUUUAUUGUGAUGGGACUCUAUUCUGUUCUAUGGGGGAAGAAUAAGGAGAUCCUGAGACCGAUGAGUACUGCCAUUCAUGAAGAUCAGACAGCAUCAAGAAAGCUAAAUGAUGAUGAUGAUGAUGAUAAGAUGGUCGAGAUCAAGGAUGACUUGGAACUGCAGUUGAAUCCAACAUCAAAUGGAAACCAUCAUGUCGCGACUAGAGAUCAGGAGAAACACAACGACACCAAGACGUAAUCCAACUCUGUAUUGUUGAAUGUAUGUUUGGCCAUGCAUGUGAUCAGGAGUACUAUACUUUUAAGUUCAAAUAAAAUUUUCUUCUGAACAA